CAAAAAUGUUGUAAAGGGUCUUAAAACAGACAACAUGGCUGAUGUAGAGUUGGCACCUCUUCGUGGAAUUGAAGAUUUUUUAUUUGGCUCAGCCCGAUUUCAGAUCCCAAAUAUUAAGGAUCCGGAAAAAUGGUCUAACAGGGUGCUCAAUAAUUUGUUGUACUACCAAACUAAUUACUUUUUAACAGCAUUGGUAUUAUUUCUUGUAAUUGGAAUAAUUCACCCAAUAAAGAUGGUUCUUGGAUUUGCUGCAAUAUCUGUUGCAUUUGGUGGAUUUGUAUAUUCAACAAAUAACCAGUGGAAAGCAAGAAAGUUUAAGCGGGACCAUCCAUUAAUAAGCGUUGUGGUCAUUCUGGUUGGAGGUUAUUUACUAGUUUAUAUGUUUGGUGCUGUGAUAGUAUUUAUGUUUGGAAUUGCUUUUCCUCUAUUGUUAAUUUUAAUCCAUGCAUCGUUAAGAAUGAGAAGUAUGAAGAAUAAAAUAACAAACAAAAUGGAGUAUGUUGGUUUAAAGAGAACACCUAUGGGUAUAAUUUUAGAAGGCCUAGGACAGGAACAGGAGGCUGGUUCCUAAAUUAUAAAUCAACACUAAUGUUCCUGAAAUUAGUAACAUGACAUAUAGAAGAUAACAUCAUGUCUUCCAUAUGAUAUUUAGAUGCAAGAUGCUAGUGAUAAUGCUCAUCUGUUAUGGAAAAAAAUACAAGUGAAAACUUUAUAAAAGAUAUUUUCACUCUGUGACUAUAUUUAUAUAUUAUUAUUCACAUUGAUCAAGUAAUGCAAUCUCAGUUUUGGUAUGGUGACUGAAUCCCCAGAGAACUGAAAUUAACUUUUUACUAGUGAGUUAAUUUGUUAGAAUGAUCAAGGAUUUAGUUUUAGUCCUUUUGUAAAGGAAAUAAAUAUAGUUAAAGAACAAAAUGUAAUAAAUUGAAGUUUUAAAUUAUUGUGUGUGCUUAAUUGGUAUCAUGAUGUAUAAGAAUUUGCAAUGGUGCUGUCUUAUAUAAUCUUUAAUAUUUAAAAUGACAAAGAUAUUUUUUUUUCAAUUUAAACAUUCAUUAAUCAGGUUAUUAUUAAUGAAUGUUGAUGUGAUGAGCUAGUCCUAAGGAUUAAAUUUUGCUAGUCAUUCAUACCAGGGUGGGCCCCAAAAACUAUUACCCAUUCUGAUUGUGCACUACUUUUUUUAGAUGUGAAUACUUUAAUAUUUUUUUCAGAAAAAUGUCACAGAAGCAUGUUUUUAUUGGAUAGUAAUAGUCUCCUAUUUUGUCACUAUUUCUGAACACGUUUCAAUAAUUAAUAACAUACUCAAUACAUGCACCCCUUCUCAGAAUGGGUAACAUUUUUUUGGCCCACUUGAAUGGAUUGCGUCACACAGGGAAGAGUUAAUGAGAUUUUUUUUCAAACAUGCUGGGAUUAUUCCAUAGAGCUAAGGAGGAAUCCUAUCGAAAUUCAAUCCAGCCAGGCAAUGAAUGAUUUUCACAGAGUUACUGCCAUGUCAUAAUUAAGGAAGAACCCUAUUGAAAUUCAGACUGGAUCAUCAAGAAAUUGCCUAGUUUUUGCCAGACCCUAUUACCGGUAAUUUGAAACCACUGUUCAAAAAGCUGGUAGUUGGCGUAUAUUUGUUGUCUGGCAACACUAUGUUAGUUUUAGUUGUAAAAUUAGAAGUGUGCAGCAAGUAAUUUGGUCAGUUGCUUUAUUCUUGAUUUUUCUCUUACAUGUUUUUGUUUGUGAUUACACACUGUAAAAAGUAUGUUAGAUUAUCAGUGUUACCUAUUAAAGCCACUAAUUCAUAACUGACCCAAACGAAAAAUGAAAUCCUUUUCAUGGCUAAAUCUCAUCUUGUCUGUGAUAUGUCCAAUUACAAAAUGUAAAUUUUUCUAGAGAAACUGUUUUCUGUUCACUUAAAAAGUAUAUUAUUGUUAACCAUUAUCUGGGGUUUAGGGUGUGCAGUGCGCAAUAGAUUAAAAAACAAGAGCAAACAGAAGCUUUAGAAACACACAAUAUAAAUUGCGAAGUAAUUCUUAAUGAAAUCAACUAUGUUUGACCACAAUUCUUGUAAACACUCUAACUUUAUGAUAUGAUAUACAGGGAAACAGAUAGUUCCUCGACUUUCAUGUAUUUUAUAUUGUUAUAUUUACCAUGUAAAUUGAGAUUAUCAAACUUUUAUGUUGUCUUCAUUUGUUCUGCCUGUACAUUUGCUGUCAGCCCUUUUCAGAAAUGUAUUUAUUAAUUGAAUCCUUUUAUAUUGUGCAGUUGUAAUUUAGGUCCUCACUGUAUAUUUUGUUAAGUGUUGUUUGUCCUCUAUGUAUCAUUGAAAUAUGAAAUAAAUGGAUAUUAAAAGA
This is a messenger RNA of Patella vulgata (common limpet), 2333 nucleotides long. Its product is annotated as PRA1 family protein 3. Gene Ontology annotation, cellular component: membrane. The transcript has 3 exons. The record is from RefSeq and is a predicted model, not a curated record. NCBI's taxonomy places the organism in Eukaryota, Metazoa, Mollusca, Gastropoda, Patellidae. Bases 35 to 571 code for a protein of 178 amino acids.